AUGGUAGGAUUAAAGGUCGGCGAAUCCCAAUGCUUUCCUACAUCACGAGCUUCCCGCCGCGAGUCAGAGUGGUUUGACGUGGACCACGCAGUCGAGCAAGAGAAUACCACCAUGGAUGACCUGGAAGUUGUCCGUGCUUGGUUCACUAUCAAUCCCGAUUACCCACCAGAGGAUGUCGUCUGGCACCACAGCUUUGACGACGUCGUCAAAAUCAUAGUAUCUCUGCCAUGCCAGCGUGGAAACGAAGAGCUAGCAGAACUUGUCGUGCCCGAGUCUGAUGCGCAAAGGGUUCGCCGUCAAUUCAACAUUGAAACGUCUCUGCCGUUAGGCAGUAGAGACCCCAUGGUCCUCUCUCAGAAGCCAGAAAUCUUAGCUCUCCAAAGAUUCGAGGCAGGUCAAAAGCUUCGUGAGACAUAUCUUGCUUGUCAGGCGAAAGGCAACCUCGACGACCAAGCCCGCGCCUGGUUUCACCGACGACUCAAAUGGGUAUCCGAGGAGCUAGGUACGCUUCUAGAUAAUAUCCAGACCAUUUACCAGGGACCCCUGAUGCGAGAUGCCAAAAAUAAGGGUGUGGAAGAUCUGAUCCUAGCAGCGGUUUAUCUUGAAGAUCCUUGCAAUGCGUACGCUCUAGCGCCUCCCAGUCAUCGCCUGGAUGGUGCUAUCCAAGUCGACUUGGUCAUUCAACGGAGCGACUUUGCAGCUGUUUGCUCCGCAUAUCCGCCGGUGAAAUUCUCUCCCUUCAGCGACGGCGAUCCCUUAGUCUUCUCAUACCCAUGUGGAGAUAAUAGCACGAAAAGAGCUCUGGCCUUGAGCGAAGUCCUUUUCAGAUAUCGUAGAGUACACGGGAUCCGACAGUCCCAGGCCCAGGAACAGGGACGCAAGGAGAAUCACGACCUUAUCAGCUACUGCUUCAAGGGUGCUAUCCUUGUUGAACUAGCCGUUCGUGUGGGUGGUGGACCUAGGGUUCUUCUCAAAUACGGCCCUGUCGAUUUUGAUCCAAUGAGUGAUAAAGAUCCCGUGGUCCUCGCCCAACAAGCCGAGGAUAUGAAUGUCAAACGGGUUGCUGCUUAUAAAGAUUUGGCAGCAAGAGAAGCAAUUCCUUUGAGCCUGGAAGAACAUAUAAACUCUCAAGAAUGGGCCCAAGUCGACCUUGCCGUUGACCACCGUGGUGUUCAACGAGUUGGCCAGGUCUGUGAGCUACUCAAAUGCCAGAGGUUUGGUGACGAUGACCCGGUGAUCCGGAUGCAACCGGGUAACGACCCCCACAUGAAGAAAUUCUUUGGCUAUAAUCAUGUCAUUUGGCGAUAUAUAGAGGCGCGUAAGUUACGGCAGACCGACGAGGCUUUGACACAAUGGUACGAGGGAGAAAUCGGGGCUUUAGAAAGGUUCAUCGACUCAUUUCGAACUUCCACCCUUCGCCCCCGUGAUUCGGGCUCAAGUUCAGCAAGUCCGUGUGGCAAAGCUGUGACCGGAGAGGAGCUCUGCCCCUCUCGACUCCCUUCACCGAUGACACACCUCAACCCUAUUCCGAACAGCGAGGAUAUCACUCUGUCUUAUCCGACUGUCGUCGGUCCGUCCGUGGCGUCACCACUGGAAGCUGGUUCAAGUGGGCAGUCCAUGCUCUGGCCGGUCCGCACCCUUCAUGCCCAUAAUAUGGGAAAUGUUCAGAUCUCUGAGUCGUCUUCCAUUCGCGAGCAGAACAAUACUCUCGUUACCCCUCAUGUACAUAAUGUGUCCGGGGGAAUACUCGAGUCCGAGAUUGGAAAUCUCAAGCCUGUCUUUCCUGGGGCUUCCAGAGUUGAGUCCUCUCACGGCUAUGGACUCUCUGAGGGUCUUCCUGCCCAAGACUCUAAUGCUUCUGCGGAGUACCCUUUCAAGAUCAGUGACAAGGAAGCAGUUAACAGAUACUAUGAAGUUGGUUUCAAGCUUCUCCGUGUCGGUAACUGCCGCAUUCUGGCCGGCGCUCUUAUCAUGCACCUUGAACCUUAUGGUAUUCCUCUCUUGAUUCACCUUAUUCAUAACCCUAGCAUCGGCCCUGAUGACCUUGAACAAAUCAUUGACCAGUCCAAGGACCAGAUAGAGCCAGCCGAUAAACUCGACAUCCUCUAUAAUAUAUUGGCACUUCGGAGGAAAGAAGAGCAGUACAAUGCAGGAGUGAUCGGUAGACAUCCCUACACUUUAAAACAGACCCUCAACUCACACAGCCAGCAGAAGGCACUACCUUGCCUGGCCUCUUCAACAUCCUACCCCUGCACCCCUCCAAGCCAAAUGGGCGGCCUGAUGAUUGGGGACGCCCAAAAGGUUUUCGACUACUACAAAUGUGCUCUAGAUCCAAAUUAUAUCCUUACAAGGGUGAGAACAAGCCGCGAUGGUGGCCUUCCGAACUCAACUGAGGCGCCGGAUCAACUUGGAAAAGAUGGCUGCACCCAGCUCCUUAUCCAUAUUAUUUACCGUCUCGGGAGAUUUGAGGAGCUUCAGAAAAUUGCCAACUCUAAUACAUCACUGUCCAACACUACGAUCGAAAUCCUUAAUGAGAUCUACAACGUACGACAGAUGGAGGAGCAACAUGAGCAGGGUAAAAUUGGUAUCCCUAGCCUGCAAAUGUAG
Molecule: messenger RNA, 2607 nt
Organism: Aspergillus tanneri
Lineage: Eukaryota; Fungi; Ascomycota; Eurotiomycetes; Eurotiales; Aspergillaceae
Exons: 12
Coding region: 1-2607 (868 amino acids)
Source: RefSeq, a predicted model, not a curated record